Messenger RNA from Mycena indigotica, 888 nucleotides. RefSeq names its product CxC2 domain-containing protein. Lineage: Eukaryota; Fungi; Basidiomycota; Agaricomycetes; Agaricales; Mycenaceae. Bases 1 to 888 code for a protein of 295 amino acids. The record is from RefSeq and is a predicted model, not a curated record. The transcript is spliced from 5 exons.
AUGCAGCUAGUGAAGGACUGGCAAGCUGAUAAGACGAAACCAAACCCGUAUAUCGUCGCUGAAGGAAAGAAUGCUGGACCAUCCGAAGCUCAGGUUGCGGCCAAGUUAAAGCGAGCAGAGCUGAAGGAAGCCCGGGAAGGUCGUGGUGAUUUUCUGGAGGGGGCAACGACUGCGACGGCCUUCGUCAAGGCAUUACUACAUCUGGAGGAUCUUAAACGACGCAUUAAAAACGAAGUCCGUGGGACGACGAGCCCUAGUGCCGAACGCGAGGUUCAAAUCGAAGAGCUUCGAGUAUCCUUCUUCAAGAAAUUGAAGACGCUGCGCAACCAACAGGAGGUCUUUAUGCCUGGCGUCUCAGGGCUGCAACAAGCCGAAGAAGAAUGUCGGGACACUGAUCGUCCUCCCACCAAGGCUGAGGAUGUCAAGCUAUGGCUACCAUCCGAUUUGACCGAGGCCCAACGAGGGAGGGCAAGCCGGGCCGCUCUAUCGACCUUGGAGGCUAAACUGCGGGAAGCUCAGUGUGGAGAUGCGUUAUCUCAGAUGCGCGACCUGCUCUACACCAAGACACAUAUAAUUCACUAUCGGAAUUCCACUUCAGUCGGCCAACGGGCAUCAACUCGAUCAAGCACACUGAUAUCGCGCGUAACGGACCAAAUACGAAGGGAAGCGACCAAAUACCGACAGGCGAGGGCGGCUCUGACGCGGCUUAUGGGGGCUCAAUAUCGCCCAGACUUGGCGGAGCUCGAGGACCGCGAUAAUGACGAGUGGGUGCUUCCCGGCGAGGUGGGAACGAGCCUUCUACCUCUGCAAGCGGGGCUGUGUCAUGGAUAUGGAAAACGGUUGGAGGGGCGGACGAACCAACACGGCUACAUGCAGCUGUGCGAGUAA